Abrus precatorius (Indian licorice) is the source of this 574-nucleotide messenger RNA. RefSeq lists its product as uncharacterized. The transcript has a single exon. Lineage: Eukaryota; Viridiplantae; Streptophyta; Magnoliopsida; Fabales; Fabaceae. The coding region runs from base 50 to 400 and encodes 116 amino acids. The record is from RefSeq and is a predicted model, not a curated record.
CUUGCAGCAACACUCUUCCGUAGAACACGAUCCAUACAUAUUCCACGCCAUGUUAUCUUGCCUUAGCAGGAAGGUAUCAGAUGAAAAGGUAGUAUUGAGAGAAGAGUUAACUAAAAAGAGAUCUCCACCGCCAUGCAAGGCGGUGAAGAAAAGUGUCAGGUUUGCGGAUUCAGAACCUUCCAACAACGAGAAGGAGUUCGUGAAAGGAUGGUGUGAUGGUAAUGAAGCAGGAGAAAAAAGAACAGGGAUUAGAGUGAAGGUAAAGAUGACAAAGAAAGAAGCUGCAAAGUUGCUAUCAAAAUGCAAAGAAGGAGGAGUUCUCCAAUUCAAGGAUGUUGCUCCUGAGCUUGUCGCGCUCCCACUGAAUCGAGUUACCGUUGUUUCUACUUUGCACCAAUGAUAAUGUUCAAGCUGUGUAGUAGUGAGAUUCACAAAAUUAUCUGUAGUAUGUAAUUGUCUAUGAUAGUGAAUUUGCUUAGAUUACAUUAAUAGAAAGUUUUGUUAGCUCUAGGAGUGUGCAUGCAUCGUUUCAUUUGGUUGGUAUGGAAAAGAGCAGGGUUUAACUAUGUUAGUG